Messenger RNA from Sphaerulina musiva SO2202, 2999 nucleotides. Its product is annotated as Aminomethyltransferase folate-binding domain-containing protein. The transcript has a single exon. The record is from RefSeq and is a predicted model, not a curated record. Gene Ontology annotation, cellular component: mitochondrion. Bases 206 to 2785 code for a protein of 859 amino acids. Gene Ontology annotation, molecular function: oxidoreductase activity; protein binding. Lineage: Eukaryota; Fungi; Ascomycota; Dothideomycetes; Mycosphaerellales; Mycosphaerellaceae.
CUGAUCUCCCGUCUGGCAAUACAUCUCUCGGAAGUCAGGUACUUUAUACAUCCUUGUUUACCGGACUACUACAGUCUGAGAUACCUCCAUCACCGCCAUCUCCCCUCUGUGACGUGUGUUCAUCUGCUGUGAACACACAUCCACUUCAAACGACCGGCUUAUGUUUGGACCGCUAUACGAUUACCCACUGCAGGCACUCGCAGACAUGUCCGCCUCAAGCGGCACUGCUUGGAGGCUACAGACACAGCGCGUGGUGAUCAUAGGCGCUGGUAUUGUUGGCACAAAUGUCGCAGAUGAGCUAGUCUCUGCAGGCUGGAAUGAUAUCACAGUUGUUGAACAAGGACCAUUGGGUAUGCCAGGCGGUUCUACCUCACAUGCUCCAGGCCUGGUGUUUCAAACGAAUUCUUCAAAGACGAUGACACACCUUGCGAAAUACACCAGGGACAAGCUCUCGUCUCUAGAGAAGGAUGGGCAGAGUUGCUUCAAUCCAGUAGGUGGAUUGGAGGUGGCGACGACCCCGGCACGUGUGGAGGAACUCAAGCGCAAACAUGGCCUAGCAGCGUCUUGGGGCAUCGAUGCACGUCUCAUCAGUCCGGCAGAGUGCUUGGAGCGAUAUCCACUCCUUGACAGAGGCAAAGUGCUGGGUGGGUUGUACAUUCCUAGUGAUGGAUUAGCCUUGGCAGCACGAGCCGUACAACUCUUGAUUGAGCGAACGCGAAAGGCGGGAGUUCGCUAUCUUGACUUGACACCGGUGACGGGAAUCGAACGCGAAGAUGGGCGUGUCACAGGUGUCGAGACGACGAGAGGGGUGAUUCCAGCCGAUAUCAUCGUGUCCUGUGCCGGCUUCUGGGGAGUUGAGAUUGGAGCUAUGGUGGAUCUUCCAAUACCACUGCUCCCUCUCGCUCACCAGUACGCAAAGACAACUCCAUUGCCAUCGCUGAAAAGACGCAACAACCCGCCGAAUUGGGCAUCUCUGCCUAUAUUGCGCCACCAGGAUCAUGAUCUCUACUAUCGUGAACAUGGGGACCAAUAUGGAAUUGGCUACUACGGACACAAGCCAAUGCCAGUUGUGGCGGCAUCGCUUGGAAUCACGCCCAUGCAAGUGAACGAGAAGAACAUGCCAUCUCGCCUUCAAUUCACGCCCGAAGACUUUGCGCCAGCAUGGAAAGAGUCUCAAGAGUUACUACCAGCAAUGCGAGAAGGUCAGAUCGAGGACGGCUUCAACGGAAUUUUCUCCUUCACGCCCGACGGAGGCCCUAUCUUUGGACAACAUCCAACACUCGAUGGGUUCUGGGUAGCUGAGGCAGUAUGGGUCACACACUCUGCUGGUGUAGCUCGCGCGAUCGCGCAAACGCUUACUACAGGACAUUCUGAGAUUGAUAUGGCAGAAUGCGAGAUUUCUCGCUUCGAGGAUGUGCAGACAGCACCCGAGUACGUUAAAGAGACGUCGAUGCAGAACUUCGUGGAGGUAUAUGAUAUUCUGCAUCCUGCCGACCCGAAAGAAUCGCCACGGAACCUGCGAGUGACGCCUUUCUACUCACGACAGAAAGAGCUUGGUGCAUACUUUCUCGAGCAGCGCGGCUGGGAACGUCCUCAUUGGUACGAAGCGAAUGCGGCGCUUGUCGACCAACUGCCUUCCCAGUGGCGACCGGUCGAUCGUGAUGUCUGGUCAAAUAAGCACUACUCUCCCAUUGCGGCUGCUGAAGCGUGGAAAACCAGGACAGCUGUGGCGAUGUUUGACAUGACACCUCUGCAUCGACUGGAGGUCUCUGGACCCGGGGCCGUUGAACUCCUCCAACGGCUGAGCACAGGUGACAUGUCCAAGAGGGCUGGUUCUGUCACGUACGCGAUGCUUUUGAACGAACAAGGCACGAUUCGAAGCGAUAUCAUUGCUUCUCGUAUCGAAGACAACCUGUUCCAGGUCGGUGUCACCAGUCAUACGCACUUUGAUUACCUUAGUCGCGAGGCCCGCUGGCAAAGUCAGCACUCUCCCAGCCUUAGUAGAUGGGUGCAGGUGCGUGACGUGACAGGUGGUACCUGCUGCGUUGGUCUAUGGGGUCCUCGUGCGCGCGACGUCGUCAGCUCGGUCAGCAAGGACGACUUCAGUGAAAGUGGCUUUGGGUACCACGAAGUGAAGAAAGUGCAUAUCAACGGCAUUCCAGUGACAGCGAUCCGCCUGACGCAUGUUGGCGAGUUGGGCUGGGAGCUUGUCACCAGCGCUGAGAACGGGCAGCGGCUCUGGGAUACUCUUUUCACGGCAGGCCAGCCACAUGGUAUCGCGGCAGCAGGACGCAUCGCGCUCAAUGCGUUGCGAAUGGAGGCGGGCUAUCGAGACUGGGGAUCAGACAUGACGACUGAGCAUGAUCCAUACGAGGCAGGAGUUGCUACGACCAUUGACGCACGAAAGUCCGGCUAUGUUGGACAUGGGGCGCUCAGAAGCAGAUAUCGACCGUCUCGAAAGCUGCGAUCUCUCGUGAUUAACGACGGCCGUUCUGUGGUGCUGGGCAAAGAGCCUGUCUUUGUUGCAGGCCAGGCACGGGGCUAUGUCAGCAGUGCUGCCUUUGGCUAUAGCAUCGGCAAACCCAUUGCCUACGCCUGGCUCCCCAGUGGCAUCAUGGAGGGCGAAGUUGUUGAAAUUGAGUACUUCAGCAGGCGUAUCCGGGCUACUGUCACAGCAGACCCGCUCCUGAGACUCGCGGCGACGAAGGCUCCGUCCGAGCACGCAAGGAGCGGGAGACAAGAUCCUUGGGGAGGGGUGCAAAUGACAGCUAGGGCCAAGUUGUGAUGGGUAGGUACAGUGGUCGACAUCGAAGGCCUAUGCACACGAAUCUCAUGAAAUGACGAAGCAUGACUGGCGUUGGGGCACUUGGGGGCUACUGGCGGUAGAUGCCUAGAUGGUAAUUCUCGUGAGCGUCAUCACCGUAGAAGUACCUUGCUGCGCACUCUGAACUCGGCAACAAUGGCAAUUCGCUUCAUCUUACUCAUAUAUUGCUGCCAAA